Molecule: messenger RNA, 1188 nt
Organism: Lodderomyces beijingensis
Lineage: Eukaryota; Fungi; Ascomycota; Pichiomycetes; Serinales; Debaryomycetaceae
Source: the annotation of a GenBank genome assembly
AUGGGACUCUUUAUACCAGCGAACAAGCUCCAUAACCUCAAGCUAUACAAGUACCAGAGUGAAGACCACUCGUUGAUCUCGAAAUACGUCCUCAAAAGAUGGUGGUCUUCCUUUGUCAACAUUUUCCCCUUGUCGAUGGCUCCCAACAUGGUGACAUUGAUCGGGUUGUUCUUCAUCAUUUCAAACUUAUUCGUGGUGUUUUACUAUGCGCCCAACUUGGACGCGACUCAACCUUCAUGGUGCUACUUCUUUUAUGCGUUUGGCUUGUUCAUGUACCAGACAUUUGACGGCUGUGACGGGAUGCACGCAAGACGCACGGGCCAAAGUGGACCGCUCGGUGAGUUGUUUGACCAUUCGAUCGACGCCAUCAACACCACACUAGGGUCGAUCGUCUUUGCCAGUGUCAUGAAGAUGGGCUACGGCAAGCUCAUGAUGUUGUCGCAGUUUGCCUCGGUGUGCAAUUUCUACACUUCAACGUGGGAAGAAUACCAUACGCACAAGUUGUAUCUUUCGCAAUUUAGCGGGCCCGUCGAAGGGAUCUUGAUGAUUUGCACCGUCUACAUCUUGACGGGGAUCUUUGGACCGGAUAUCUGGAACAUGGAGCUUUUUGAGUUGAACUUGACCAGCUUGGGCUACGGCAGCUACCAAGUCAGCACCACGCUUGUCUAUGCCCUCGUUGGGUUGGGCUCCUUGUAUUUCAACAUUAUCUCCGCGAUGCAGAAUGUCGACAAGUACUACAAGGAGAAGGACGGGGCCACGUCAAAGAAAGCCGCCAAGGAUAUCGCUGAGGCGCACAAGGGCAUGUAUCCGUUCUUCAUCUACUACGCAUUGAUUAUCAUCUACGCUUGGUUCUACCCUGAAGUCAUCGCCGCCAACGGUUUCCCCUUGAUCUUUUCCAUCGGGUGCACCAUUGCCUUUUCAGUCGGGAGAAUAAUCUUGGCCCAUUUGACCAUCCAAGAUUUCCCCUAUGUGCAAAUCCCCAUGUUUGUCCCCGUGGGCCAGCUCAUUCUCAGCAAGAUUCUAAUUGACAUAUAUGGGCUCGAUCAAUCUACAGUGGUGACUAAUAUCAGCUGGUUGGGGUUCGGGGUGACGUUGGGAAUACACGGGAUUUUCGUGGGUGAAAUCAUUACUGAAAUAACUCAGUAUUUGGACAUCUACGCGUUGUCAAUCAAACACAAGAGAGCAUAG